UUCAGUCUGAUCUUAUUUUUGUUUCUUCACACAUCCACAUCAGCUUCAACUGUCAACCUUUCCUUUCUAGGUCGUUUCUUGUUCUUAAGAGCUGUGCUCAUACCUUCUUUACGCUGUAUUAUUUCGUCACUUGACAACUUUAUUUCAACCUUCUUUUCUGUUAAGUGUCUGGAUAUACACUCUUUUCAACAUGAAGAACUUCGGUGCUAUUUUGAUGGCCUUGGCCACAGCCGCCUCUUUCGCUGCUGCCUUACCAACUCAGCAACCCCAGGGAGCUCUCCAAGUCCGCGCCCCUCGGGAAUUCGCUCUCGAUGUCAGAUUCCCCAAGAAGCAUAACCACAAGGGUGCUGCCAAUAAUGGAACCGCCGCCGCCAUUGAGGCUGGCGCCGCCAACAACGGAACUGGCAAUGCCAACCAAGGAGGCAAGAAGGGCAAGGGUAAAGACGGAAAAGCUGGCCAGGCUGCUGCAGCCAGUAAAGGUGCACAGAACGGUACUAACGCGGAUGCCGGUGCUGGUGCAGACGCUGGUGCAGGUGCUCAAGACAGUAACAAGCUCACCGACUUGAUCGGAAAGCUUCUAGGCGGCGGUGCUGACGGCGCAAAUCCCCUCGCGGAUCUUCUCAGUGCAGCAGGUGGCGCCGCCGGUGGUAACGCUGCUGGCGCGAACCCUCUCGCAGAUCUUCUUAGUGGUGUAGCAGGCGGCAAUGCUGCCGGUGGUGCCGCCGGCCAACAGGGCGGUGUGGGUGCCCUUUUACAAGGUCUCUUAGCAAAGCUAGGAGCUAACUAAGAGCUCCGGACUCUUGGAAUAAAGGGUAUCUUGUAAAUUUUAGGUCAUAGAUGGGGUUACCAGGACUUUCCGGGAUUGUUACGGCUAAUGACGGAUAUAACGGCCGAAGAUCUUCUAGCAAGUCUAGACAUGUUGAUCAGGUGUACUACUAUAUUAUUUUUCACCGCAGGAAUCUGACAUUUCGUGUCAGGGGUUGAUUUGGGGUUUUCGAUCCGCGCCUUUUGAAAGAAGUUAGCAACAAGAACACCAAUAGAAAGUUGUGGAUGUGGGAAACAAUUCUUAUCGGGCUUGUGAGCCUGUUCCAGUAUCAUUUGUGAAUGUGUUCUGCC
This is a messenger RNA of Daldinia loculata, 1116 nucleotides long. RefSeq lists its product as uncharacterized. NCBI's taxonomy places the organism in Eukaryota, Fungi, Ascomycota, Sordariomycetes, Xylariales, Hypoxylaceae. The record is from RefSeq and is a predicted model, not a curated record. Bases 191 to 787 code for a protein of 198 amino acids. The transcript is spliced from 3 exons.